AUGAAAUCAGUCUUACUUUUUCUUUCAAACGGACUAGCAACCAGAGAAUUCGGACCACGAAACAAGGCAUUUGAGUUUUACGAAGAUACAGGGGUCAACUGGUUUGACGCAACGAAAUUGUGCUAUGAAAGAGGUGGAGAGCUUGCUCAUUUUGAUGAUCCUUACGAUCAUCUUUAUGCGAUGAAGGGCAUCCCUGCAUCAGCGAAAGUAUGGAUCGGAUACAGUGAUCUUGGAAACGAAGGCAACUGGCUGACAGUCCGUAACGAACCGGCCGAGUACGUCCGCUGGGCGUCAAGCGAGCCCGAUAAUCGCAACGGACUUGAGCACUGCGGUAUUCUUGUGAUGGGCCCUUGGGGACGCGGUCGGUUUGUUGAUGGCGAUUGCGAAUCGACUACUGGAAUCGCUGAGUGGACACAGCCUGUCCAUGUUCUGUGCAGAUUUGAUGGGCCGAAACCGCCGCCGCCAACAAAAAGCGCAAUCGAACUUGAGGUCAUGAAAAAACUCGGCAUUCCACUGCCAACAACGACGACUACGGCUGAUCCUACGUUACCUAGCUGGGCGCAGACAACAACGACUACUAUGACAACGCCGGAAGUAGCGAAGAAUAACCCCGUCCUUGAUCCACAGCUGAUCGACGAUUUGGAAUCGACAAAGGCAAAGCUUGCGGAGAACAGCUCAAAAGUUUCGAAAAUACUGCUCCAGCUGGACAAUCAGGAUCGAGAGCUUAAAAUGAUCGGAAGUGUGACCAGUUUCUUGAAAGAGGACAAUAUGAAAAUCUUCAAUCAUUUGGAAGAAAUCACCAAAAACAAAUCUUCGCACCCCACUCCUGAAGAAACAGAAGGCAGUGCAGAAGAAGAAGGAAGCGGGAAAACUGCAGUCGAGAAAAAACCUAUUGCAGAAGCUCCAGUAGUAAUUCAAAGCUCUGCUGCUAGUAAAGAACAGGAAUUGUUCAUGCAACAACAGAUGGAGCUCAAUCAAAAAUUAUUGAAAAAACUCGAGAAACAAAAAGAACUAAUCAACGAAAUCCGUGCGAAAUCAAAGUCUAAGAAAAACACAUCCGUCAGUGGAGCAACCGGCUUUCAAAUCAGUCAAGCAGUAGAACUAGCACUUCAGGAAGAACGAUCGAAAAAUGGCAAUCUGGAAAAGACAGUCCAACAACUGAAGGCGAAACUGAUGACGUUCGAAAAUCAAAUGUCCGAAGUAAAUAAUAUCCUACUCGAGUACAAGCAGAGGAAGGGUUGA
Oikopleura dioica is the source of this 1242-nucleotide messenger RNA. The record is from the annotation of a GenBank genome assembly. Lineage: Eukaryota; Metazoa; Chordata; Appendicularia; Copelata; Oikopleuridae.